GGUGUGGCUGGGUGGUGUCAGUGAGCAGGUUCACAGCAGGAGCGAUAUCUCCUCCGCGGUCCGCUGCUGCUGACGUGUUGUGUUCAGAUGUUUACGCGCAGCUGAUCCGGCGAGCUCCGACGCACCGUUGACCUCCUGCAGUCCACCCACCGGACAGGAAGGUUGUACCCUGUCAAGAGACCCUCAUCCUCUCCUAAGCUACAAGGAAGCUGCAAAGCACACAGUUCACAAGACCCCAGGACUUGGAUUUCGUGUUUAAUUAAAAGCAGAAACUCUUGAAAACGGAAGGAAGACUUGCGGUCAUUACACUACCGUAGAUUUUUCAUUUAAAGACUAGGUUAAUUUAUUCAAAAUAUUCUUUUUCACUGUAGGCUGCAAAAUAGAACUGCAGAGCUGCAGCUGAGGGGGGCCGGGUCCUGAGUAAUUGCCUUUUGUUUGAAGGUAUAAAAUUCUGUGCCGUAAAGGCUUUCUCUUGGAUUAUCCGGGCACUCGUGAAGGUCAGUGUUCCUUAACUCUCCCUUCCCAGGUCUUUGAUUCACUGCCAUCUUUCCACUCCACUCCAGUUUUUUCUCUUUUUCAAUCCCUCCACUCUUGACUUUGAGCUUUUUGUGGGAUUAAGUAUUUAGCACUGGCACGCUCUCUUCAAGCAUCUUUUUUUCCCAGGAAUAUCCUCAAGCCAAAACUUUAACCAAAAUAACCUCCCGGCAGGAUGCAGUGAAGGAGGUGAGAGGGUUGGAGAGAAAGGGAUUGAGGGGAUUGAAGGGCAGAUGGCUUCGUCGCUCGAAAACACCAACAGCUGGAUGAAUAAAACAUUUGAAUAGAGAGGAAGUCGUGACAUCUGGCUGUGGAGUGAGUUAGGCACUCUCCUCAUUCCCUCUCUCUCUCUUUUUACUUACUCUGUCCACUUUUUCGCUCACUAACAUCCCUAUUCUCUUCAUACACCCUCCUUCUAACCAUCUUUCACUUUCUCUUGUCUCUUUCCCUCUGUGGACACAGGGGUGCAGGUGGUCACUCAAACAGACAGAAACAAGCUUGUGCCUACGCUUGUUUCUUCUGCUCUUGCUCAGUUUUGUUCCACCUUUGCCCCUCACCUGAACCUCUCCUGCUCUUUUCUUUCUCCUCCCCGGCGCGGUGUGUGAUGGUGUGUCCCCUCCUCUCGGUCCUGGAGACAUGCCUGUGCAGGAGAUGGCGGUGAGUCCUGUCAAGUCCCUGUACUGGGAGCAGUUGCCCCCCAUGACGCAGCGUCGCGUCUACUGCACUCCCGUUUACCAUGAAGGCCUGCUGUACGUGCUGGGGGGCUGCAGCGAGACCGGAAUGCCCCUGGACAGCGUCGAGGUACUGGAUGUAGAGAGCCAGACGUGGAGCCAGCUGCCACCGCUGCCCACAGCACGGGCAGGGGCCUCGGCUGUGGCGUUGGGGGGCCAGGUGAUGGUGCUCGGGGGCAUGAAUCAGCAACAGACCCCGCUGGCCUCAGUGGAGAUGUACCACCCCGACGAGGGCAAAUGGGAGACGAAGGCCAGCCUGGGUCAGCCGUCCAUGGGAGUCACCACUGUGGAGAAAGAUGGAAAGGUGUAUGCGUUUGGAGGUAUGGGGGCCGACACAACACCACAGGCCCUGGUGAGGGUUUAUGAAGCAGAAAAGGACCAAUGGCAGGCACUGACCUCAAUGCCAACGCCGCGGUAUGGAGCCACGCCCUUCCUAAGAGGAAACAAAAUCUACUUGAUGGGUGGUCGUCAGGGAAAGAUGCCGGUGACGGCGCUGGAGGCUUUUGACCUGGAGAUGAAGAGCUGGACACGUUACCCCUGCAUCCCAAGCCGGAGGGCCUUCUCCUGCUGCGCCACGAAUGAGCGAAGCCUCUUCAGCCUUGGGGGCCUCCAGCAACCAGGGCCGCAUAACUUCUACUCCAGACCUCACUUUGUCAGCACCAUGGAAGAGUACGAUCUGGAUCAAGGUAUCUGGAUCAAACCCAGCCGAACAUCCAGGAUGAGGGAGAAGAGGGCUGACUUUGUGGCAGGCUGCCUGGGAGGAAGAGUAAUCGUAGCUGGUGGUCUAGGUAAUGAACCGGCGCCGUUGGGCACGGUGGAGAGCUAUAACCCGGUGAAGCGGCGCUGGGAGUAUGUGGCACCCAUGCCCACUGCACGCUGCUCCUCUGCCCUCGUGCAGACAACCAGCAUGCUCUUUGUGAUCGGUGGAGUUGCGCAGGGACCCAGUAAUGCUGUGGAAACCCUGUGUUUACCGGAAACAGUGUGACACAUGCACACACACCAACACACACAGGAAUAAUUGCAAACCGGCAGUGAUAUUUUAUUAUGUAUGUGCAUAAACACAGACAAAAACACAUGACCUGGAUCCACAGAUCACUUAGAUACUUUUCUACCUUUAUGUCCAACUGAUGGAUUACUCUUGUACACUGGGAUGUAAGAAACUCUUUUUCAGAUUCAACAAGCAUUUUCGGGGGCUGCAGAGACAGUUUGUGACAGAGCUGGACAAAUACAAGAUGAAGGACAUUCAAUCCGACUGCUGACAGCUUUUUUACACUGGGGAAAUCAGAGGAAGACAAAAAAAAGAGCAAAAAACAGACACACGCGGUGUCUAAAGAAACAACACGCCUUUGAACUGUUGAGCAUUUUUCAGAAUAAAAGCAGGGUACUUUUCUGGAUAUUAAAGGAACAUAGGGCCAUAUCUGUAUCUCUUACAGCAGCAUCGCUCUCCCCAACUGCUGCAAAAGCAAGCUCGGACACUUUUCUAUGACCUUAGACACAACACAUAGUUGAGUUUUAGACAGUGACCUUCUGGGAAUGUGAAUGUUUCGUUUCUUCUCCUUAUGUUGAAGUGUUGUAUAUGUGUGAAAACCGCUACCACAGUGUUGACAACAGUGGCCCUUAACAUGCGUUCAGACCGCAAGCAACUCAAGCAACUGCCAGUCAGAAGCCCCUCCAUUUUCAACGACCAGUGAAACGGUGGCUGAUGUUGACCACAGUCACUGUGUUUCCUUUAUUUCCAGUUGUAGAAAAAGUUGACUGUGGUUGAACUUGUGUGCACCUUGCUCUGCUACACAUCUAUCCAGCUCUGUUUCAGCAGCUGUUUUAGCAGCACAGCAAUCAAUCACCAAGCUCAAACAGUCCUUCACACUGUAGCACAGGGAUGUAGUUGCUCGUGGAGUGAAUGCAAAGUUACUCAUACCUGCUGCACUGAAGCAUCCAGACAGACAAAUAAUAAUCUGAACAUCAGCUUCCUGACAUAUUAUAUUCCCCCUGAGUUUUAUGAUUGAUAGCAUUUUAUUCUUUACCUUGCUUGCUUGCUUUAUGCUUGAUGUCAGCCAGAUGAUGGAUAAAAUGGGAAGAGCAUCUUAAGGUGGUGAUACCUGGGCAACAUUUUGAAGCAAUAUGGUUACUCACUAGGUUUUAGCAAGAAAGAUAAUGUUUGUUUAAAAAAGGACAAAAUCUUAAAGUAUGUACAGGUUUGAGUUUUAUUUUUGCGAUUAUGGUUUUAUUAGUGUUUUCCAUUUUUGGCAGAGUAGUGAAAGGGAUCUGAAAUAGCCUGUUUUUGUGUAACCCUAGUGUAAUGUAGGCUACCAUGAUCAUAGGUGCAUUCUAUUUGCACAACCUUAAUGGUAAAGUUAGCCCUGGCUUUUGAGCAUAAAAUAAGUGUAGGCUUAAAAGGAGACUGAAAAGAUUGUAGCUUGUUCAGAAAGGGAGCUGAAGUUAGCUUGCAAAGCAAAACAUAUCAAAAUUCACUCAUGCAGCAUAUUCCACUUCUCCACUAUUGGUUCAGUAUGUCCCAAACAAGUGUCACUUUGCCAAAAGAUUGAUAACUACGCUACUUCCAGCAGAGCUUUGAAGCGAUACAGAAGUAGUGAACUUAGCUGCUAGGCAAGUUAAAAAAUCAAAUAAAUUCCAAAUUAUAUAUUACUCAUUAAAAAAGUUAUAUUACUAAUGAUUCACCAACAAAAGUAAUUCUUUCUGUAUGAAGGUUUUUAUAGUUAAUUAAAACUAAACUAGAACUAAAAGGCACAGUGUGUAGGAUUUAGUGGCAUCUAGUGAUGUAAUUGCAGAUCGCAUCUGUAUCACUUAAUCCUCCUUUUCCAAGCGCGAAGGAGAAACUACGGUGGCCGUGAAACAUUGAAGAGUACAGAGCCAGUGUUUGGUUUGUCCAUUCUGGGCUACUUUUCAGAGCCACCUUUUAAUCCUACUGUGGGGGAGCAGUUGAUACUCAAAAGGUAGACUUUUGGUGGAGAUUCAGCUCGGGCUGAGGUGAGACUUGUGUAUAAGAAAUGAUGGAUGGAGCUACAUGGGAGAACGUUUUGUGACCGAUUCAGUGACCCGUGGAUAGCAGACGAGUUCUGGCAGGAAGCAAAGGAAUUAUCCAGUGCAGUGUGUACCAGCUUGUGUUGGUCUCUCUUAUCCUGUCAUAUUGGUAGCAUUUUUGAAUGAGCACUUGAAGAGCCAAUCACCAGCCUCUCCAUUCAGAAUUAAUUUACAGUAACACAGUAGUCAGUUGUGGCUCAGCUGGUUUGAUGGUGGUUCAGCCCAAUAAUUAUGGGCUCCAGACUAAAUUAAAACCUUUUAUUGAGACAAUAGAGAGUAAAGCUUCAUAUGAAAGCCAUUUAUCCAUUCCAACUAAAGAAGUUGAUGCACUUUGUCGUACUUUUACUAAAAUUUGCAUUAGAGAUUAGAUGAUUGGUCUACCGGAUUAAUUGCCCUAUACCUCUUCCUACCUGGAAAAUACAAGUAAUGGCAUUUGCCACGAUACAAUUUGAAGUUUCUUUUAAUUUUUCAGUUUAAAUGAUAAUGGACUAUUUUACCACACUAACACACAAAAAAUACACCCCUGCAUCCCAAAGGCACGGUGCACCAUUUAGAGACAACAUUCAUUUGCUACAUCCAAACUGUUUUAAAUAACUGACUUAAUGUUUCAGUUGCAUGAGAAAUAGCAUGCUAAUGGAAUUUAACCGCUAUCUCCCUGAAAACUCUAUUUAAAGAGACUUGUAUGAAUUCAUACUUAUAGAGAGGGAAGAGAAAACUUUAGAUAAGUUAGAGUCACAGAUAAAUACCAGACAAGAAGAGAGAGUUAUCUCUGGUCCACAAAUUAGCAUUGUUUUCUACACACACAAAUACACACGUCCUUUUCACUAUUUUGCCCUCCUUCAUAUAUUUUUCUGGCCGGCACCCUGGCCUUGUUAAAAGAGCCUGACAUCUAUUGCUGUGAGAGAGCACUGAAGCUGUUGGAGCUCAGAUGUGAUGCCAGUUGACAGUUGGUUAUUUCUGGUGCUGCAUUGUGUGCACCUAAUGGAGUGUGUUAGGUACAAGCCGCACACUCAUCACAUAUGUACGCAUGCACUAACACAAACACACACACCCCUGCCUGUACGCAGAGCCAAGCAUAGAACUACGAGCCUCCAUGCAUGCCUGCACGAAUGCAGUUAGUCACUUACUCACUCACAUAGUUUAUCUGGCAACAAUCACAAAAGCUUGGAGAGAAUACAGAGAUCAUUUUGUCAGUAAACAGCUCUGCUGGUUGGGGACCGUGGCCCUCCAUCCAGGACUGAUUAACCUACUUAAAUCAAGUUGAGUGUGUGUUUGUGAGAAAGCUUGUGUAUUUUUGUCAUCAGAAGUGGAUAAGGUUUAUUAAAUUUGGCCAAUGUAUUUGCAUGCAACUUACUCAUGCAGCCCAUACACCUAAACAGUUUAAUUUUUUUGUUCAGUUUCAGUUUAAAUCCCUGAAAAAAUAAAGGUUAUUAGCUUGCUAGAUGUUCAAUCAGCUAACAUCUGGGCAGGUAGUGUACAGUGGGUUUACAAGAGCUUUUACACUGAAAGCAGCUGUCUGCUCCUGCUGGAAACUUUGAACUUGGAAAAUUUGUUAAGAAUUUGCAGGCUAUAACCAAAACAAUGAACUAAAAGAGGCUAAGAAGUAAAGCUGCAGAGUCUGGUUGUAAUUUACCUUUCCUAACCCCUACCACUUUCUGCUCUG
Morone saxatilis (striped sea-bass) is the source of this 5970-nucleotide messenger RNA. Its product is annotated as kelch domain-containing protein 8B-like. Bases 1171 to 2250 code for a protein of 359 amino acids. The transcript is spliced from 6 exons. The record is from RefSeq and is a predicted model, not a curated record. NCBI's taxonomy places the organism in Eukaryota, Metazoa, Chordata, Actinopteri, Moronidae. Gene Ontology annotation, molecular function: protein binding.